This is a messenger RNA of Alternaria arborescens, 1476 nucleotides long. RefSeq lists its product as hypothetical. The record is from RefSeq and is a predicted model, not a curated record. The transcript has 2 exons. The coding region runs from base 1 to 1476 and encodes 491 amino acids. Lineage: Eukaryota; Fungi; Ascomycota; Dothideomycetes; Pleosporales; Pleosporaceae. Gene Ontology annotation, molecular function: chitin binding.
AUGCGUUGGAAUCUUCUCCUUCCUCUUGCAGCAGCGGCGACGCUUGUCGCUGGCAAAGUAUCAACGAAUGCGCGAUGCGGAAACGCUUACAAUGCCUUGCCCGGUGGUAUGAGCUGUACAGGCUCGCAAUGGGGUAACUGUUGCUCUCAAUAUGGUUACUGUGGCAAGACGAAGGAUUAUUGCGGAACUGGUUGUCAGUCAUCGUUUGGAACCUGCAACGGCGUUGUUACAUCCACACGCAUUUCGACAACAUCAAGCCGCAGCAUCGCCUCAUCUACCAGAGUAGUCUCGUCAGUGGCACCGUCUUCUACUGCAGUAAAGGUCAAGGUCACGACGAAUGCUCGCUGCGGAAACCUGUACGGCGCAUUACCAGCAGGAAUGACAUGUUCCGGUGGCAAAUACGGUGACUGCUGCUCUCAGUACUCAUACUGUGGAAGCUCAAGCGCUUACUGCGGGACGGGUUGUCAGCCUGGGUUUGGAAAAUGCGAUGCCGUUUCUUCGAGCUCUGCUAUCAGCUCUUCGACUCUCGACUCCUCCAGCUCUCUCAGCAGCUCCAGCUCUAGUAGCGCUUCUUCCUCUAGUCUGGUUCUAAUCUCCAGCUCUUCGACCAGUGAGUCGACUACCAGCACCUCAUCUAGCGAGUCGUUGUCUAGUGAGUCCUCAACGUCAACUCCCAUCCCGGUCACCUCCAGCACGUCCUCCGAAACCACCAUCACUUCGACCUCUACCACCGCGACCCCGUCGCCAACUGCCGAUGGAUUCUGUGGUGUUGAAGGAUACAAUGUUGUCGGUUUCCCAGUGAUGGCUACCAAGCCUUUCACGAGCUUAGAUGCAUGCUUAGCAGACUGUAAGGCAGAGAGCGGAUGUGAGAGUUUCGUCGUCAUCUCAACCUCGUGCCACCUCACCAGGAUACCGAUAACUAGCACCAACGUUAUUCCUCGACCAGGUAGCGGCGUAAAGUUCUACAACCGUGAUUGCGUAGCCGACCCCUUGGCAGCCACCACCCCACUCGCCACACUAGCAACAUCUACCGUGCCUACCUCGACCAGCAUUACCAGCACAUCUACAUCUACCGUCUGCACCCCCGCAGCGCCAACGGUAUCCUGUGUCGCAUACCCCAACUGUCCAAAAUUCACCGCAGGUCUCGCAAACAGCUGCCCUUCCUACGGCGCGCAAUGCCAAGACAACUACUUUGUCCGCUGCGAAAAUACACCAGCUCCAGGCUCCCAAACUAUCCUUGAACUUCCCAAUAUCUCAGUCGACGAGUGCCGUCAAAGAUGCGACGGAAUCGAUAAUUGCGCGGCCUUUUCAUACAAAGCUUCCACGUGCUAUUUGUGGAAGUCUAUCAAUGGGUUUAAUUCAGACUCGGCGACUGUAUAUAUUAGGAUUUGUCCGGCUACUACUUGCUCUAGUGCACCGGUUCGCCGGGGAGAAGAGAGGAUUAGCGCUUUACAACGGUGGCGGAAACCCACUUAG